AGAACUACCACUAGUAAUCAAAAACACCAGUCACACACUUUUCUAAAGAAAACAAAAAAUGGCAAAGAAGAGUUGUGAAUCAAUCCUCUGUUUCUUGUUCUUCUUCAUUAUAUGCUUCAGUGUCAUUUCUGUUUCUGCUCAACAAACGUGUGACCAAACUUCUGGUAGUUUCAAACCCAAUAGUACUUAUGACAACAACCGCCGUCUCAUCCUCUCCACCUUAGCUUCUAACGUCACGGCUCAUGACGGCUACUUCAACGGUUCGAUUGGGCUUGGUUCAGACCGAGUCUACGCCAUGGGGAUGUGCGCUCCAGGUGCUAAACCUGAUGUUUGCUCCGACUGUAUUAAGACCACAUCAGAGGGAUUACUACAGAUCUGUUUGAACCAGACCGACGCUUUCUCAUGGUCAGGUGAAGAAACCCUUUGCCUUGUUCGCUACUCUAGCAAGUCCUUCUCCGGGCUACUUGUCUUGGAGCCGUCUAAUGAAUUCUUCAAUAUCAAUGACAUAAGAAAAGAAGACCAGAAGGAAUUUGAUAGUGUGUGGGACGGGUUAAUGUUUCGUAUGAUCGGAGGAGCUUCUUCAUCGGUAAGAAACAACUCGUCGUCUACUUCUUCUUCUUUAUCACUGUCUGGUAAAUAUUAUGCAAAGGAUGUAGCUCCUGAACGGGUUUACGGGAACAUAUCGGUGGUGAUGCAAUGCACUCCAGAUGUUUCUUCAAAGGAUUGUAAACUUUGCCUUGAGAGAAGUCUUGAUUACUAUAAGAAAUGGUUCUAUGGGAAGAGAGGCACCAUUAUAUUGCGGCCAAGUUGCUUUUUCCGGUGGGAAUUGUAUACUUUCUUUGGUGCUUUUGAUAGUAUUAAUGCCAGACACCCACCGCCUCCUUCACUCCCGCUUCCACCGCCCUCUGUACCCAACCUAACCAAUAUAACCAAGAAGAAUGAUAAAAAAACCUCAGGAGGAAUUAUCGCGGCGAUAGUUGUUGUUAUUGUUGUUACAAUAAUACUGAUUAUUGUAGGCUUGUUUAUUUGCAAGAGAAGAAAGCAAAAGCAAGAAAUUGAACUUCCAAUGGUUUUAAAUGAAGCGGAAUCUGUUCAAUUUGAUUUAAAGACAAUUGAAGCAGCAACGAACAACUUUUCUGAGCAUAACAAGCUUGGUGCAGGUGGAUUUGGUGAAGUUUACAAGGGUAUGCUUUUGAAUGGGACUGAAAUUGCGGUAAAAAGAUUGUCCAAAACAUCAGGACAAGGUGAAGUAGAGUUCAAGAACGAGGUUGUUGUUGUUGCAAAGCUUCAACACAUAAAUCUCGUUAGACUUCUCGGGUUUUCGCUCCAAGGAGAAGAGAAGUUACUCGUCUAUGAAUUUGUUCCAAACAAAAGCCUCGAUUAUUUCCUUUUCGACCCUAACAAGAGAAAUCAGUUGGACUGGACAGUGCGACGCAACAUCAUCGGUGGAAUUACUCGAGGAAUUCUAUAUCUUCAUCAAGAUUCACGGCUCAAAAUCAUACAUCGUGAUCUCAAAGCAAGUAACAUUCUCUUAGAUGCGGAUAUGAAUCCGAAAAUCGCUGAUUUCGGAAUGGCAAGGAUCUUUGGAGUGGACCAAACUGUAGCCAAUACAGCAAGAGUAGUUGGAACUUUCGGUUACAUGUCUCCCGAGUAUGUGACACAUGGCCAAUUCUCGAUGAAAUCAGACGUCUAUAGCUUUGGAGUAUUGAUUCUUGAGAUCAUAAGUAGCAAAAAGAAUAGCAGCUUCUACCAGAUGGAUGGUUUAGUUAACAAUUUAGUCACAUAUGUCUGGAAACUUUGGGAGAACAAAUCAUUGCAUGAGCUCAUAGAUCCCGUUAUCAAAGAAGAUUGUAAAAGCGAUGAAGUCAUUAGAUACAUUCAUAUUGGGCUGUUAUGUGUGCAAGAAAAUCCUGCAGAUCGUCCAACAAUGUCUACUAUUCACCAAGUGCUCACAACCAGCUCAAUUACUCUGCCUGUGCCUCAGCCACCUGGAUUUUUCUUUAGGAACGGACCAGGAUCGAACCCGUCAAGCCAGGGAUUGGUGCCGGGUCAAUCGAGCAGCAAGUCUUUUACUAGUUCUGUAGAUGAAGCAACAAUCACCUAUGUUACGCCUCGUUGAAAAUCUAGCAUGUUCGGUUUGGUUUUUGAUGUUGCCUCAAAAUAACAGAUAGAUAAUGCCACACGUCCAGAAAUCUCGUUUCUCAAUCUA
Messenger RNA from Arabidopsis lyrata subsp. lyrata, 2209 nucleotides. Its product is annotated as cysteine-rich receptor-like protein kinase 17. The coding region runs from base 59 to 2119 and encodes 686 amino acids. Gene Ontology annotation, molecular function: protein kinase activity; ATP binding. The transcript is spliced from 7 exons. The record is from RefSeq and is a predicted model, not a curated record. NCBI's taxonomy places the organism in Eukaryota, Viridiplantae, Streptophyta, Magnoliopsida, Brassicales, Brassicaceae. Gene Ontology annotation, biological process: protein phosphorylation.